Molecule: messenger RNA, 1138 nt
Organism: Meira miltonrushii
Lineage: Eukaryota; Fungi; Basidiomycota; Exobasidiomycetes; Exobasidiales; Brachybasidiaceae
Product: NAD(P)-binding protein
Exons: 2
Coding region: 72-1049 (325 amino acids)
Biological process (GO): chorismate biosynthetic process; shikimate metabolic process
Molecular function (GO): shikimate 3-dehydrogenase (NADP+) activity
Source: RefSeq, a predicted model, not a curated record
AGGGACAUGAAAGGCGUCUUGCUUCCUGCUUAUCAUCGCAACCAUCCUUGCUUCCUUCCUACAUAAGAAAAAUGAAUCGAGGAACACCUCCAUCAUUGCAACAGCAAGGUAGUCUUUACUUGGUAGGUUCAGGCGUAAGUCAUGCUUUAGCGCCAGCGAUUCAUAAUACAGUUAUACGUCAAAUUGGAGCAAAUUGGACGUUCAGUAAUCUUGACGUUAAGAGUAAAGAAGAAGCUCUGUCUUAUAUUCGCAAGGAUGAUUUUAUAGGUUGCGUUCCAACAAUGCCACUCAAAAUUCAACUUCUUGAUGUUGUUGAAGAGAUGGAUGAAGCGGCAAAAGCUAUUGGUGCAAUAAAUAAUAUUUACAAGAGGGACGAUAAACUUUUGGGAGCGAAUACAGAUUGGAUAGGAAUAUUGAAAUCAUUAAAGCCUCACAUACCUGAAGAUGUCGAUUCUGAAGGCCUGAUUGUGGGGGCAGGAGGAGCCAGUCGAGCUGCAGUGUACGCUCUAGCGAAACUUGGUUUAAAGACAAUCUACAUCAUCAAUAGAGAUGUCAAAGAAGUGAAUGACCUCAAAAGAGACAUUGAAAAGGGGUUCAAGCUAGCAUCAAUCAUAAUCCCAAAACUUAUUCACCUUGAAACUGAGGAACAAGCUCAACAAAACUUCAACGUCAAUGCAAAAGAACGAAAGGCUGUACUCAUCGGAGUGAGCUGUGUACCUGACCUGGAACCGAGUUCGGAAAGUGAAAAGCAAGCCAGUGCGGUACUUAAGAUUACCCUUAGCCAAAACAAUGGAAUUUUGUUGGAGAUGGCAUAUAAGCCACGUGUGACCCGCACUUUCGCCUUGGCCGAGAAGCACAAUUGGAAAGUUGUUGAAGGUAUAAAUGUUAUUGCCGAACAGGUACAAGCAGUUUGGCAGUUGUUUGCUGGUGUCAAUCUAUCAGAAACGCAGAUCAAGGCUGCUCAAAACGAACUGUGGAGACAGGCGAGCACCCGAGAUGAAUUGAAUUGCAAUGGAAUACCAAAGUCCGCUGCUGUACAUACGAAAUAAUGAAGCCAAAUUGAGCGAUUUGAUAAUCUGAUACCUCUUAUUUGUCCUGCUGACGAACGUAGAUGUUCUGAGAGGACAGCUUUCUUUGU